Messenger RNA from Helianthus annuus (common sunflower), 2861 nucleotides. RefSeq names its product probable transcriptional regulator SLK2. Gene Ontology annotation, biological process: positive regulation of transcription by RNA polymerase II; negative regulation of transcription by RNA polymerase II. The coding region runs from base 456 to 2780 and encodes 774 amino acids. The record is from RefSeq and is a predicted model, not a curated record. The transcript is spliced from 10 exons. Gene Ontology annotation, cellular component: nucleus; transcription regulator complex. Lineage: Eukaryota; Viridiplantae; Streptophyta; Magnoliopsida; Asterales; Asteraceae.
AAAACGAGUUGAACUCCGUCCCACCGAGUCAAAACUUCAUGUAUGUUACCCCGUAAGACGGCUGUACCAGAUCAUUCCCCUGAAGACCUACCCUGUCAAUGAACCAUCCACCAAGUGGAUCAGAUCUUGACACGUGUACACAACGCACGAUCCCACUCGUCCAACAAUAUUAACCCGGUCAGGUAGGGCUGGGCUGGCUAUCACCAUCUCUCUCCACUCCAGUUCCCGCUAGAUACAUAAACACCGAUCGAAGAUAUUUUUUCAGAAUUUCUUCUAAAAGGCUUACAGUUUUGACUCAGACUUGAUUUUGUGGUUGGAAUUGCUAAUUACGAACAUCGAUUAGUUUGUUGAUGUAAAUUUCUAGGGCCGGGUUAAAGCCAAAAAAUCGGUGUUGAUUGAAAGGAUAACUAAAAGCACUGGCGCUUGAUUCGAGCCAGCAAGUGGCUCUAUCGUGAAUGGGGCCUUCUCAGGCGAAUGUUGGGAUGGUACAUUCGUCAUCAAGUUCUGGCAUCUUCUUCCAAGGCGAUAUGCAGUCUCAAGCUUUUGGGAAUUCACAUUUGGGAAAUUCAAUUCCUGGAAACACGUGUUCGAAUAUGGUGCCUGUGUCUGGGGAGAUAACUGGAGCAAGCUCAUUGGUAACUGAUGCUAACUCGGGGCUUUCAGGAGGUCGUCUCCAAAGAAGCGCAAGUGCCAACAACGAAUCAUAUACGCGAUUACCUGCAUCGCCUUUAUCGUUCACGUCAAAUAAUAUGAGCAUUUCAGGCUCUUGUGUUAUAGACGGGCCAUCAACAAUGCAACCGAGUUCCAAUCAAGAUCCGCCGCACUCCCAACAAGUAGGAGCUUCUACUGCCACGUCAUUGCCUCCUCCACAGGCCGGACCGGUUUCACUACCUAAUGGUUCAAGAGUUCUUGGAUCGUUCGUUCAAGAUAACGGCAAUCUAGCACACCUGCAAAAGAAGCCUCGAUUAGAUGUAAAGCAGGAAGAUAUCAUGCAACAACAGGUUUUACAACAGAUAUUGCAAAGACAAGAUUCGAUGCAGUUACAAAACUCCAAUCCUCAGGUACAAAGUUUGAUACAGCAACAGAGACUGAGGCAACAGCAACAGCAACAACAGUUGUUGCAGUCUUUGCCACCAGUUCAACGAGCACAUUUGCUUCAGCAACAGUUGCAGUUGAGGCAACAACAGAGCGUGCAACCUGCAAAUGCAAUGAAACGGCCCUAUGAUGGUGGUGUAUGCUCAAGAAGAUUGAUGCAAUACUUGUAUCAUCAAAGGCAAUGGCCAGCUGAUAAUAGUAUUUCCUACUGGAGGAAGUUCGUGGCAGAGUAUUAUUCUCCACGUGCAAAGAAAAGGUGGUGCUUGUCUUUGUAUGAUAAUGUAGGGCAUCAUUCAUUGGGUGUGUUUCCACAGUCGGCGAUGGAUGCAUGGCAGUGUGAUAUCUGUGGGUCAAAAUCUGGAAGAGGCUUUGAGGCUACUUUUGAAGUACUUCCAAGACUUAAUGAGAUCAAGUUCGGAAGUGGUGUUAUAGACGAGCUUUUAUUUCUAGACCUGCCUCGUGAGUAUAGAUUCCCUUCUGGAAUAAUGGUUUUGGAGUACGGACAAGCUGUUCAAGAAAGCAUAUACGAGCAACUUCGUGUGGUUCGUGAGGGUCAGCUCAAAGUUAUUUUCACCCCUGAUUUAAAGAUAUUAACCUGGGAAUUUUGUGCACGACGCCAUGAGGAGCUUCUUCCUCGAAGAUUGGUUGCACCUCAGGUGAAUCAGCUGUUACAAGUAGCACAAAAGUGCCAAUCUACUAUAGCUGAAAGUGCUUCUGAUGGGGUCUCCCAGCAAGAUCUGCAGACAAAUAGCAAUAUGGUUGUGACGGCUGGGCGACUGCUUGCGAGGAGCUUAGAGUUGCAGUCAUUGAAUGAUUUGGGGUUUUCUAAAAGAUACGUUAGGUGCCUACAGAUAUCUGAAGUGGUCAAUAGCAUGAAAGACUUGAUUGAUUUCUGUCGCGACACCAAAGCCGGCCCGAUUGAGGGAUUGAAAAGGUUUCCCAGAAAAACAAACAUGGCCAACUCACAGUCGCAGAAGAUGCAAGAAAUGGAACAGGUAUCUAGUAAGUUAGUGCCAAUGAAUCCAAGUGUCAACGGUUCAUCGGUCAACAAUAGUCAGUACAUGGGUAACCGCAGAGCUUCACUAUGUGGUUCAGCCCAGGCGGCACUUGCACUUCCAAACUACCAGAACAUAAUCAUGAGACAAAACUCGGUGAAUUCAAACGCCCAACAAGAAGCCUCUUCAUCCUUUAAUAUCUCGAACCAAAAUGGAUACCCUUUUCAGGGUAUGGCGGUUGGCGGCUUCCAACAAAGGCCCACGUUACAGGCGCCACAGAGCCACCAGCAGGCACCUCACAGUGGCGGUCAUGCCAUACAACAACACAUGAUUCAGCAACUGCUUCAAGAUAUGAGUAAUGGUGUUGGUGGACAGAAGCCCUCGGUUUCUGGGCAGAGUGCGGCUAGCGAGAGUAUGAGUAUGGGUAGGGAAGGUUUGAGAUACGGGAUCUCUUCAUCAGCAACUUCACCACUGCCGCCAGUUGUGCCAACGAGAAGCAAUAGUUUCAAAGGUGCUUCACACAGUGACUCAUCCGCAGGUAACGCAGGUGUCGGCAAUCCGAAGGCGGCAACCACCAAUUUGCCAAACAUGUGUGAUGAUAGUGUUCUGGAUAUAGCGAGCGAGUUUAUGGGAAAUGGGUUUUUUGACAAUGAUGAAUUGGAGGGAAUUGGUUAUGGUUGGAAGGCAUAAACUUGAAACUUAUGUACAGUGAUAUUGACUGAUCAUAAUAUACCUUAAAUCUCUGCUUUGUUUGUCUUUGCUCAUUUAAAA